Molecule: messenger RNA, 2554 nt
Organism: Drosophila takahashii
Lineage: Eukaryota; Metazoa; Arthropoda; Insecta; Diptera; Drosophilidae
Product: ankyrin repeat and LEM domain-containing protein 1
Biological process (GO): double-strand break repair via homologous recombination; resolution of meiotic recombination intermediates
Cellular component (GO): cytoplasm; nucleoplasm
Molecular function (GO): protein binding; DNA endonuclease activity
Source: RefSeq, a predicted model, not a curated record
UAAAUUUAAUUAAAAUUAAAAAUAUAAAUUGUUUUUAUGCCAAUAAAUGGCCUGCGAUGGAGAGAAUAACUGCUGAGCUGAGCUUAUCACAGAUUUGAGUACAGGUUUGCAUUAGCAAGUGAAUGGGUAAAAAUCAAUACGCAGCGAAGCGAUGGAGCAGCGCGCCAACUUCCUGGCCCUGACCCUCCUGGACGCCCUGGAGGAUGAGAACGAAUCGGACAUUCUGUCGAUGCUGGAGCGGAAUAGCAUAAACGCAGGGAUUGUUCCCUGCGAUCGCGGAUUGUCCCCGCUUCACUACGUUUGCGGCAUGCGGAAUGCUGAUCUCGCCCAGAGGAUCCUGGAGAGGUUCCUCGAAUGCCCCGAUCUCGAUGUGGACGCCCUGUGCGAUGGGCAGACCACCGCAUUGCACAUUGCUAGCAUCUAUGGACGAGCGGAGCUGGUGCGGAUGUUGCUGGAGCGCGGAGCUCGCGCGGAUCUGGCCGACGAGGAGAACAAGCUGCCCGUCCACUAUGCCAUCGAGGAGUGCCACUUCGAGGUGCUGCAGCUGCUCAGGGAUCACAUUUUCCGCCAGCGACAGCGGCAGAAGAAACAGAAGCAGAGAUCCCAGUUGGGCGAUGCUCUGACCCCCAAUCAGCAGAGAUACAACCACGAUGUGACCUCGCCCUACUACAUAAACAUCACCCACAGGCGGCAUCGACCGCAGCCAAAGUUUCCCGAGCCGGAGGAGCUGGAAAGUAACCAAAUACCCCCACUUCCCGAUGAGGAAUCGGUUAACUUGUUCGCCCUCACCGAAGCUCAUCUCACGCAGCUCAUCCAGAGCCAAAGGGAGAACCAGCCGGAGGAUCCCGACCAGCCAAAGCGCCGAACGCUCAUCGAGAGCUGGCGGGAGAAGGUGGAAAGGUCUAGGGCCCGCCAAUCCCUCCUCCAUCAGUACGACGAGCAUGUGGAGGCUCUAGUAGACGAGGCAAUCGGGCAGGAAAACUUUAGCUACGAGCAGCACCUGCAACAGCAGCUGCGGGGGGAGGAGAAUCCCAGGGAACUGGCAGAAGAUGCUCCCUCCUCCGGUCGCCAGGUUUUCGAGUUGCUAGUGGAGCAGGUCGCCCAAGCGGUGGUCGUGGAGCCUGAGCCGGAACACAGUUUCUUCACGGCCCAUGGCGACGAGGAGGCGGCAGCUUCGGAUGAGUACUUCCUGCAGAUUAAGGAGGCCUACGUGCACACAGAUGACGAGAAUGGCUUGGUUUUCUACGAGGCCAAGUUUCUGCAGAAUGCGGAGAAAAGAGAACCGAUUAUACAAACUCCCAAGGAGAAAAAACCAGAUUUAGAUAGCACCGUAAGCACAAAUCAUACCCUCCCGCUGGACUACGAAACGGAUGCCCUGCGCCGUGAGCUAACCCAACUGGGAGCUCCAGUGGGCCCCAUAACAAAGACAACAAAAAGGCUUUACAUCAAGCAGCUAAUCAAGUACAAGCGGAAUACGGAGGCUCUGCUGGCCGCCCAGAAACACGCCCAGGAGGCGCAAAUCCGCUACUCGGUGGAGCUGCAUCGCACACUUCGAUCCCCGGAGGACUUUGCCAGAAUCAGCGAAUAUUUGCCGCACGAGGCUGCCUCGGCGGCGCAUUUUGCCAAGUCAGGGAUACCCAAAAAGAACCUAAGAGAGGGUCAUCUCAAACAGAGCUUUAUCUACAUGCUGAUUGAUCCUCGCAUCUCGCGGAAUUUACCCGGCGAGAGGGCUUUUCUCGAAGAGUUUGCCGUGUGGCAGCGCUUCCUGGACUCCAUUUUCUACGUGGGCAAGGGCAAAUCCUCUCGACCGUACGCUCAUCUCUACGAUGCCAUGCGCCAGCACACUCGACUUCACCAGAAGCGGGAAAAAAAUAAGGAACGAGGAGGUGGAUUUCGCACUUUGCAACCCGAUGUUUUCCGCUCACCGCCGCCGAAAGAUGCGAAGAUGGGUAGCCAGAAGUUGGAGCGCAUUUUAGACAUUUGGCAGCAUGGCAAUGGAGUCGUUUGCCUGCACGUCUUUCACAACAUCCUGCCCAUUGAUGCCUAUACCCGAGAGGCUUCCAUCAUAGACGCCUUGGGCCUGACGCACCUGACGAACUUAAAACGCGGCGACUACUACGGACCCGCCCAGUCGUGGACAAUGAAACAGAAGAAGCAGCUGGGCAUUGCGCUGCUCCUCAAGGCCAUGCACAUCUAUCUGGCCGAGGGAGAGUCCCAGUUGUCGCCCAGCGACCUCCUGUGAGAAGGGAAUCGGAAAUGGGAUGAACUACAACCUGGAAAUUGGCUCCGAGUACAAAGUGCUGUGGCGCAAUUCGAAAAAUGUUCAAAGCUUGAUCUCAAGAUUUUUUACACUAGGAAAUGAAACGGAGUUAGGGAAUUGCAUAAAAUUAAAGUUAGAAAUGUUAAGAGUAUCUGCAAAAUAAUUGUACAAUUUCUAAGCUUAAAACAGAGAGUCCAAAAUAUUUAUUUUUAAGCAAAUGCCAUUACAGCUUUGCCCGCUAGUAUUAAAUAUGUGCACAGAUUGAUUUUAAAUAAUAAAUAUAUGUAUACUUUU